Molecule: messenger RNA, 234 nt
Organism: Fomitiporia mediterranea MF3/22
Lineage: Eukaryota; Fungi; Basidiomycota; Agaricomycetes; Hymenochaetales; Hymenochaetaceae
Exons: 1
Coding region: 1-234 (77 amino acids)
Source: RefSeq, a predicted model, not a curated record
AUGUCUCACAUCGACUCGUUGACGUUUAUGAAGGACUCGGACAUCCAACGAUGCUGCGAUCUUGUCAAGAGCAUUCUUGAUUAUGGUCUGAACAUCCGACAACCGAUUGUUAGAGAAGUGCUGGGAUCUUUGAAUCCAAUCCCAACACAUUGGAAAAGGGGUCGAACUGUCAGUUCUGUUGCAAAUACAGAUGAGUUAUUCACCAGUGAUGAUGGAAGGGCUAACAAGAGUUAA